CAGGCUUGCAUUCCGAGCCGAGGUGCUGAGCGUGCGACGCGAAACGACAGUCUGUUUAUUUCUCUCACCGAGAGCGGGAAGCUAGGCUCAAAUAAACGGAAAGGCCAAUAUGCGACAGUGCUAGCGCGAAUCUUUCCCGAAUCACCAUGCGGAUGAAGCUUUAGGGUUUGCGGAGAGCCGUCAGCUGUUGUUGUUUUUUUUUUUUUUUGCAUCCAGCAUCACCAAGGGGGCACGGAAGGCACCGGUGUAACGGCUUCGCUUUGACCACUCAGGUGCACUGUACAGCUGACGAAGGAUGGAGUUCAAGCAGCUGGUGGACACCGCGGAAAAAUGGUGCUCGGGUAACCCGUUCGAUCUCAUUUUCGCGGAGGAGGUCGACGAGAGGCGGUUAGACUUUUAUGCGGAGCCCGGAAUAUCGUUUUACGUCCUUUGCCCCGAUAAUAUGACAGGAGGUACCGACAAUUUUCAUGUGUGGAGUGAGAGCGAAGACUGUCUGCCCUUCCUGCAGCUGGCCCAGGACUACAUCUCCUCCUGUGGACACAAAACUCUACUGGAGGUCCUCGAUAAAGUCUUUAGAUCCUUCCGACCUCUCCUGGGUCUUCCAGACAUUGACGACGACACGUAUGAGCAGUACCACGCAGAUGUGGAGGAGGACGCUGAGACAGACCACCAGCAGAUGGGUGUCAGUCAGCAAUAAUGCCCGUCGAGGCAGCUCCACCGUGGGCCCAGAGUAAUGUCCUUUUGGAGGGGCCCCAGGGGCCUGACAGUCUCUGUCUCUUCCCUUCUCUCUUUCCUUCUAUCAUACCAUCCUCACAUUUCUUCUCUUUUAUGAAACACACUAU
Molecule: messenger RNA, 842 nt
Organism: Electrophorus electricus (electric eel)
Lineage: Eukaryota; Metazoa; Chordata; Actinopteri; Gymnotiformes; Gymnotidae
Gene: mturn
Product: maturin, neural progenitor differentiation regulator homolog (Xenopus)
Biological process (GO): regulation of signaling; positive regulation of megakaryocyte differentiation
Cellular component (GO): cytoplasm
Source: RefSeq, a predicted model, not a curated record